AUGGAAUAGUAAGCUGCUGCAACUUAAGAGAAAACUCAAAAUUAAACACAAGCACCAUCCACUCAAUAACCUUAGGCUCAACCACCAAAACCAAAAACAGUCCUAUCAGAAAUCAAACUCUAAAUCUUAUUAUUGGAAAAGGCAGUCAGCUCCAAAGACAUCAAAGCAAUUCAAAAAGUAUCCAUCUUCGUUAAAAAAUUCAGAAAUACUGUCAAGUCUCAUCAUUUGGCCAAGCUCUAUAAUACCUUCUUUCCAAAUGUUGUAGUUUAAUAAGGAAAUGAUAUCGAUGCCAAUUUCAACGAAGACUUAGGAUUGAAUGCUUAAGUUGUCUCAAAAUUAACUAAAUUAAUCGAAGUGAACGUAUUUAUUCAAUGCCUUUAUCUCAUUUGGCUCUUCUAAUAAAAAUAAUAGGAAUCCUACGAAUAGUUAAUUGUAAUUGGAAAAUAAUUGCUUUAAUAAGUUCAAUAAAAUAACAAAAGAUAUUUAGAUACUCUCUUAGGAGUCAUCUAUGAAUACUUAUCAAAAUCACAUGAGAAAUUAGGCAAACUUGACUAAAUCAGAGAUGUCUUAUUUGAAGGCUAUAGAAAUGCUUGUUAAAAUAGAGAUGAAAAUGGUUAAGCAAUUUUAAUAAACUUAAUUUUGAGAAACUUCAUUCAUUAUAAUUAGUAUGAACAGAGUUACAACUUCUUAAAAAAGACAGAAUUCCCUGAACAUGCUUUUGGAAACUAAUAGGCAAGAUUUUUGUAUUACACUGGACUCAUUCAUGCCAUAAGAGGGGAAUAUCAAGAGGCCUAUAAGAAUCUUACUCAAGCAAGUCAUAAAGCUCCAGAUAAUACAGCUUUUGGAUUUAAAGUUUAGGCUAUCAAAGUGAUUGCUUUAGUUGAAUUGUUAUUAGGUAAUGUCCCAAAUAGAGAUACUUUUACUUCCCCUGAAUAUCAAUAGGCUCUUUAUCCUUACUAUAGAAUAGUUUCAACUGUUAUCAAAGGUAAUUUAGGAGAAUUUCAAUAAGAAGUAGCAAGAUCAGAAAAUAUAUUAAGAAGAGACAAACUUUUCAAUUUAAUUUAAAGAUUACCAUAAAUAGUUAUCAAAGCUGGUCUAAGAAGAAUCAACUUAUCAUAUUCUAGAAUCUCAUUAAGUGAUAUUCAUGAAAAGCUUAAUCUUCCAGCUUAAUGCAAUGCUGAACAAGUUGUAGCCAAAGCUAUCAGAGAUGGUACUUUAGCUGCUGUUAUCGAUCACGAAAAUCAAAUAGUUAUAACUAAAGAAACCAACGAUCUUUACGGAACUAAAGCUCCUUAAGAAGCUUAUGGAGAGAGAAUCAAUAAUUGCUUAGGACUGUACAAUCAAGCUGUUAAGGCUUUAUAAUAUUAAAAUCCUGAAUAUGAUUACGGAGAAAAGUAAGCUGAUGAUGAAUUAACAACUGAUGAAUUAUUAAGUUUAGCUGAGCUUGACUUUUGAGUAGCAUAAAAAUGUAUA
Molecule: messenger RNA, 1473 nt
Organism: Paramecium tetraurelia
Lineage: Eukaryota; Ciliophora; Oligohymenophorea; Peniculida; Parameciidae
Exons: 5
Biological process (GO): regulation of protein catabolic process; ubiquitin-dependent protein catabolic process
Cellular component (GO): proteasome regulatory particle, lid subcomplex; proteasome complex
Molecular function (GO): protein binding; enzyme regulator activity
Source: RefSeq, a predicted model, not a curated record